UGGAUAUGAUUGACCGCCGGCGAUCGUAUGCCCUUGUGCCCAACAAUAAAGCCUUAGAUGAUGACACCCCUAUCGACAGUCGGGUUCACAAGACGUUCCUAUUCCCCGUCCGUCCAAAACGCCGAGUCCAAUGCUUGAUUGCUGUCACCGCCUUGGUGUUCCUCACCAUUCUAGCCCAUCAAACCACCAUUUGGAAGGAUUUCUCAACAAGUGAGCCUUUUGAACCUCUCGACGCUACUUAUUUGGACCACUUGGCUGCCCCUCUCACCGGCAAACGAGUCAGCAACAGCAAGAAUGAAACAACUUUCAUUGUUGGUAACCAUCACGAAGUCUCGGGUAAUUACCCAAAGAACUACCAAUGGAUCGACCCGUACUCCAGACAACCGUUCGCAGAGGUCAUGUAUAAGAAUGGCAUGAAUAACAACGCGAUGGGAAGGAUGCCGAAAGGCAGCCAAUACGAUGUAUUGGUCGUAGCAAGAGGACGGAAUGACCAGUACAUGGACCCAACUGAGGGCAUCAAAUAUGUCAACCUCACCAUUGUUGGCUUCUUUGCCAAUUUCGAUGCGACAACAGGGCAGUGGCGGCGAGCAGGACCGGAGCCGUAUGUUCUCGACCUCCCUGUCUGGAGACAGUUUCCUCGCCCUUGUUCGAACCUCGUCAAUGGCGGCGCCGCAGACCCGCGAUUCAUUUGGUCCGACGCAGGCGAGCCCCUCGCAGUAAUCGGGACGAGCUCGAGAGUUCCGGGUGUGUGCAAGGCCGUCGGGCUGGUCGAUCUGCGCGCUGCCUGGCCCGACCUGAAAGAACACCUCGAGGAGAUUGGCUACGGCGACAUUCCGAUUCGAUUCGACACAUUUACCGAGAUUGGCAAGGCGGGUAAGAAGGAGCGCUAUGAGAAGAAUUGGGCGCCGUUCUUUCCUGGUCCCAAGCCUUCCACACCAGACCUAUUGACGUUCUCGCGGUUCCUCAGUUCACGGCAGAAACAUCUUGCACCGUCGACAUGGCCUUACUUCGCCUCUCAGAUUGCGAAACGAUCUAUUCUCAAAGUUGACAGCACUCUUGACACGAGCGAGAGAUCGCCAGAUUCCUACGUCUUAGCCAAAGAAAUCGACCUCUCUGUACAAGAUAGUAGCAAGCCCUCGGUUGCAGAUUCGGCCUGUCUGAUCGAUUCGCUUCCGCAUUCAUGGAAACCAAAUGCCCUCCAUCAGGCAACACCAUUCUACCGCGUGACAUUCUGUCCGCGCGGGACAUGUCUUCCAAGUCAGCGAAAUACAGUCCUUCUGGGUCUUAUUCACUACAAGAUGGGACGCAGAAGUUAUCGCCGAAUGUUUGUCACAAUGAGCACCGUUGCACCUUUCAAGAUUUUAUCUGUGUCGCCCCCACUCCACUUUGGUUCUGUCGAAAUCGACAAAAACGUCGUCUUUUCCGUCUCUAUGGCCUUUAUGCCCACCAAGAGUAUGGAGGAGAUAGGAGAAGGGGAGUCCCCUUUCAGAGAAUCGCAGGACUCCCCGGGUGGAUAUCUUAGCCACGGAUGGCUGGACGAUACGCUUGUUGUUGGUGCGGGACUCCGUGAUGAAGCGUAUGAUAGCAUUCACUUGAAUGUUACUACUGCGCUCCGUGGCCACACGUUAUGCGUGGAUAGAACGUGAGAGGCACGGGAAUAAUGAUUGUAUAUUACAGGCGAGGAGUCAAAGGCUUGCUUGGGUGCCGGACGAAACCUGGCCCUGUUUAAUG
Messenger RNA from Ilyonectria robusta, 1731 nucleotides. RefSeq lists its product as uncharacterized. Bases 6 to 1646 code for a protein of 546 amino acids. NCBI's taxonomy places the organism in Eukaryota, Fungi, Ascomycota, Sordariomycetes, Hypocreales, Nectriaceae. The transcript has 5 exons. The record is from RefSeq and is a predicted model, not a curated record.